AUGGUAGAGUUAUCUGAUUAUCAACGUCAAGAAAAAGUGGGAGAAGGAACCUAUGGGGUUGUUUAUAAAGCAUUAGAUACCAAACAUAAUAAUAGAGUUGUUGCAUUAAAGAAGAUUCGAUUAGAAUCGGAGGAUGAAGGUGUACCUAGUACCGCCAUUAGAGAAAUCUCUUUAUUAAAAGAAAUGAAAGACGAUAAUAUAGUUCGGUUAUAUGAUAUCAUUCAUUCCGAUUCUCAUAAAUUAUAUUUAGUAUUUGAAUUUUUGGAUUUAGAUUUAAAGAAAUAUAUGGAAAGCAUUCCUCAAGGAGUUGGACUAGGGGCUAAUAUGAUAAAAAGAUUUAUGAAUCAAUUAAUUCGAGGUAUUAAACAUUGCCAUUCUCAUCGAGUUUUACAUCGUGAUUUGAAACCACAAAAUUUAUUAAUUGAUAAAGAAGGGAAUUUAAAAUUGGCUGAUUUUGGAUUGGCUCGAGCAUUUGGGGUUCCGUUAAGAGCAUAUACCCAUGAAGUUGUCACUUUAUGGUAUCGAGCCCCGGAAAUUUUGUUAGGAGGGAAACAAUAUUCUACUGGUGUAGAUAUGUGGUCUGUGGGAUGUAUAUUUGCCGAAAUGUGUAAUAGGAAACCAUUAUUCCCUGGGGAUUCCGAAAUUGAUGAAAUUUUCCGAAUUUUCCGAAUUUUGGGGACCCCAAAUGAAGAGAUUUGGCCCGAUGUCAACUAUUUACCUGAUUUCAAACCAAGUUUUCCUCAAUGGAAGAAAAAACCAUUGAAUGAAGCCGUCCCCAGUUUGGAUGCAAAUGGAAUUGAUCUUUUGGAUCAAAUGUUGGUGUAUGAUCCAAGUAGAAGAAUAAGUGCCAAACGUGCAUUAAUUCAUCCUUAUUUUAAUGAUAAUGAUGAUCAUGAUCACAACAAUUAUAAUGAAGAUAAUAUUAGAAUCGACAAACACCAAAACAUGCAAUGA
Molecule: messenger RNA, 954 nt
Organism: Candida dubliniensis CD36
Lineage: Eukaryota; Fungi; Ascomycota; Pichiomycetes; Serinales; Debaryomycetaceae
Gene: CDC28
Product: cyclin-dependent serine/threonine-protein kinase
Exons: 1
Coding region: 1-954 (317 amino acids)
Biological process (GO): regulation of G2/M transition of mitotic cell cycle; signal transduction; G1/S transition of mitotic cell cycle
Cellular component (GO): nucleus; cyclin-dependent protein kinase holoenzyme complex; cytoplasm
Molecular function (GO): ATP binding; cyclin-dependent protein serine/threonine kinase activity; cyclin binding
Source: RefSeq, a predicted model, not a curated record